AUGGGCCGUGUCGUCUCCGAGGCACGGCUGAGGGCCGAUGGCCGCACCUCCUCGGCUGUGCGCUUUCGGACGGUCGAAGAGAAGGCGGCGGAGGAGGGACAGGGCAGCGAGACGCAGGCCGUGGAGCCAGACCGCCGGCGGCUCAGAAAGCGGCACUUCUGGACGGUGCAGCUCCGUCUGCCGCCCAGCUCUAGCGCUGCCGCCGCAUCGCCGCGCCUCGUACAGCUGGCCAAAGACCCCGACUUUUGCUACGGCGAGUCUGGCAGUGUGCUGGAUCACACGGGCGUCAAGAAGAGCUUGGGCGCGGCCAAGCUGACUGCAAAGCAGCUCGAGGUGCUGGGCAUUCUCAAGGUCGCCAACGUAGCCUCGUCCGGCGUUGGCCUUGCCGAAGUCCACGAUCCUACGACUCACGCGCAUACGCCUGCCGAGUCGCUCUCGUCGCCGCUGGUGCAGAGCAUCUUCGAGAACGCGGCAGGCGACGUCGAGCGCUGGGUGGCACAGCAAGGGCCGGGCGAGCUGCCGCCCGACGUGCGCUGCGCGCCUGCCGCGCUCGUCGAGGGCUCUGACAUCGUCUUGAGCAUCCAAGAUCUCCAAGUACUGCUCACCGAGGGCUCCUUUGCUGGAUCCGACCGUGGACUGGCUGAGCCUGCCUGGACGACCGAGUGGUACACUGCCCAUGGCCCGAUCAUCAACAGCCUCUUCGGCCUCCUUGCGCUCGCCUCACCGGAGGAGCAACCGCUGAAGCUCGUCGAGGUCAAAGACGCGCACACGCGCAAAGCGCUAUGGAGUCUGGUGCAACCCGAUCUGCUGCUAUAUGCUGGCGAUGAUGUAGUCGGCCUCAUCGAGGUCAAGAACCGCAGUCAAGUCGACCUCGCGCGCGCCACGGAGCGCCGCAUCUCUCCGCUUGACGCCGCCGUCGCGCCCGGAUCGCGCUGGCGCGAGCUCGACCGCCACCUUGUCUACCAGCUCUUCGCUCAGGCGGCCCUGGUGGACGUGCAGUGCACCUCCGUCCUCGCGGACUACGGCAAUGUCUUUGUCCCCGUCGAGCUUCAAGCAGGCCAUCUCUCCUUCGCGGCCGAGGGCGUGGCUGCGUUCCUGGACCCAAGCAUCGUCUCGGAUUCCUCGGCCCCAGCCCAGACCAAGUUCACCACGGCGGACCCGCCCGCCAACAUCAUUACCUCGAUCGUGGCGUGGGCUCUCUAUGCACGCUCGAAGCACGUCCGUGCCAAGCCCUUCAACCGGCAAAUCUGGACCGAGGAGGUGCUCGAAGUCAUCGAGCUUCUCCCGGCGAAGUUCAGGGAGACUGCGCGCUCGGCGGCGCUCGAGCAACAAACAAAGCGCGGCGUUCGCGGUGCAGAAGGUGAUGCCGACGGCAGAGAGCCCAAGAGGCAGCGCAUCGCUGUGUCGGACCCUGGCGGCGAGAACGGACCGCGCGCCGCUGAUGAUGGCAGCACACAAUCGGGCGACGUCCUUGGCUCAUUUCUCUACGUGAAGCUGCUGCCUUUCUCGCAGGGCCGGCACUUCGACCUCUAUCAAGGCUCGCACUCGUCGCGCCUCAGCGAGCCCGAGCCCGAGCGGGUGCCGCAGCCGUACCUGCGCUCCUGCGCGCCUGCCGACGCCGUGUCCGUCGUCGUCAAGGUGCUGCGCGAGGAGGGAGAGUCUCCAUGGCUCGACCAAGAGUGGCCCGAGGCCCGGGAGCGCGAGGAGCUCGAGGCCGUGGCGCGCCACGAGGCCGCGGCCUACGCUGCGCUCGCGUCGCUGCAUGGAGUGGUCAUCCCGAGGCUCUUUGGCCCGUACGCGCCGCUGAAGCUGCGCCUAAAGCCCAACGCCGUCGAUGCGCUCAUCCUCGAGGACGUGGGCGAGUCGCUCGCCACGCUCCAGCCGUCGCCCGAGGCGCCCGCUGCGCUGGUGCGCGCGGCCGUGCUCGAGGCAUACCGGCAGCUCCACGCGCUCGCCACGCAUGGUGAUGUUGCCCUGUGCAACAUGAUGUGGAGCAAGGAGCAGCAGAAGGUGUUCCUCGUGGACUUUGAGGACGCAGAGUGGCAGGUGCAGGGAGGCCCGCCCGAUGGCGUGGCUUGCAGGCGAGAAAUGGACGAGGCGCUGGCGGAGCUGGACGACUCGCAAUGGCGCGCAGCGUGA
Messenger RNA from Tilletiopsis washingtonensis, 2139 nucleotides. RefSeq lists its product as hypothetical. NCBI's taxonomy places the organism in Eukaryota, Fungi, Basidiomycota, Exobasidiomycetes, Entylomatales. The coding region runs from base 1 to 2139 and encodes 712 amino acids. The transcript has 4 exons. The record is from RefSeq and is a predicted model, not a curated record.